This is a messenger RNA of Nerophis ophidion (straightnose pipefish), 5239 nucleotides long. Its product is annotated as arf-GAP with SH3 domain, ANK repeat and PH domain-containing protein 2-like. Gene Ontology annotation, cellular component: cytoplasm. The transcript has 28 exons. The coding region runs from base 398 to 3343 and encodes 981 amino acids. NCBI's taxonomy places the organism in Eukaryota, Metazoa, Chordata, Actinopteri, Syngnathiformes, Syngnathidae. The record is from RefSeq and is a predicted model, not a curated record. Gene Ontology annotation, biological process: positive regulation of GTPase activity. Gene Ontology annotation, molecular function: GTPase activator activity; protein binding.
UGUGGAUUUCAUGUGCUCGAGGAUGAAGCGGCUUCUUGUUGAUUUCCCGGGGCUCUCUGGAGUGAAGCCGCCCGACCCUCAAGUCGGACAUUCGGACAACGAGAGAGGACAAUAGACCAAGCGGAGGGAACAUAAGUGUAUCUUUUCAACAGAGGCACAGCCGCUAAACCUGAUGUAGCGGUAGUAUUACCACUGAAAGGCAGUCGAGAGAAGAAACUGUCCUAUUUCGUAGGAGCACCGUGUUGGGACCGAGCCUCCGUCCGAGUCCACCCAGACAUGGUCCACUGUCAGCCCAGGCCGCCGAGGACUCUACUACCGCUGAUUUGAACCUGCCGAAAACCGUUUGGGAGUUGGGAAAAGAACGCUUCUGUGUAAUUGGAGAGUGAUACCGGCAGUCAUGCCCGAUCAAAUCACCGUGUCAGAGUUUGUGGUGGAGACCAACGAGGACUACAAGUCACCCACCGCCUCCAACUUUACCACCAGGAUGUCCCACUGCAGGAACACCGUGGCUGCCCUCGAGGAGGCUUUAGAUGUGGACCGCAGCGUUCUAUACAAGAUGAAAAAAUCAGUGAAGGCCAUCUACACGUCUGGUUUGGCUCAUGUGGAGAAUGAGGAGCUGUACACACAAGCAUUGGAGAAGUUUGGAGAAAACUGUGUGUACAGAGAUGAUCCAGAUUUGGGUUCGGCUUUCCUGAAGUUCUCUGUCUUCACCAAGGAGCUGACGGCGCUCUUCAAAAACCUUUUCCAAAACAUGAACAACAUCAUCACCUUCCCUUUGGACAGCCUGCUGAAAGGAGAUCUGAAAGGAGUCAAAGGGGAUCUAAAAAAACCUUUUGACAAAGCCUGGAAGGACUACGAAACAAAAGUCACGAAAAUAGAAAAGGAGAAAAAGGAGCACGCCAGACAGCACGGGAUGAUCAGGACGGAGAUUAGCGGGGCGGAAAUUGCUGAGGAGAUGGAGAAGGAAAGGAGAUUCUUUCAGCUUCAGAUGUGUGAGUAUCUCCUCAAAGUCAACGAGAUCAAAAUCAAGAAGGGAGUAGACCUGUUGCAGAACCUCAUCAAAUACUUCCAUGCGCAGUGCAAUUUCUUUCAGGAUGGUCUCAAAGCAGUGGACAACCUGAAGCCUUCCAUAGAAAAACUGGCCACAGAUCUCCACACAAUAAAGCAGGCGCAGGAUGAGGAGCGGAAGCAGCUGACACAGUUACGAGAUGUUCUUAAGACAGCGCUACAAGUGGAGCAGAAAGAGGAUUCACAGGUGCGUCAGAGCAAUACCUACAGCCUACAUCAGCCGCAAGGCAACAAGGAACACGGCACUGAGCGCAGCGGCUACCUUUACAAGAGAAGCGACGGGUUGCGUAAAGUGUGGCAGAAGAGAAAGUGUACGGCAAAGAACGGAUACCUCACCAUCCCACAUGGCACUGCAAACAGGCCUCCAGCCAAACUGAACCUGCUCACUUGUCAGGUGAAGAACAAUCCUGAGGAGAAGAAGAGCUUUGACCUCAUUUCGCAUGACAGAACAUAUCACUUUCAGGCUGAGGAUGACCAGGAUUGCCAAAUCUGGAUCUCCGUGCUCCAGAACAGCAAAGAAGAGGCGCUGAACCAAGCCUUCAAAGGGGACCAGCACGUCGGCGAGAACAACAUCGUGCAGGAGCUGACCAAGGCCAUCCUGGCCGAGGUGAAGAGGAUGACGGGAAACGACGUAUGCUGCGAUUGCGGCGCGCCCAACCCAACAUGGUUGUCCACCAACUUGGGCAUCCUCACUUGUAUUGAAUGCUCAGGGAUCCAUAGGGAGCUGGGAGUCCACUACUCCAGGAUCCAGUCGCUCACUCUGGAUGUACUCAGCACCUCAGAGCUCUUGCUGGCCAAGAAUGUGGGGAAUGCAGGCUUCAAUGAAAUAAUGGAGGCUUGCUUAAGUGCUGAAAACACGAUGAAACCCAACCCCUCCAGUGACAUGCAGGCGAGGAAAGACUUCAUCAUCGCUAAGUACACAGAGAAGCGCUUCGCCAGGAAGAAAUAUCCAGACUCGGUGUCGCGGCUCCACACACUGUGCGAAGCAGUAAAGGCUCGGAACAUCGUCUCUCUCAUCCAGGUCUACGCCGAGGGAGUAGACCUUAUGGAGCCCAUACCGCUUGCCAACGGACAUGUUAUCUUUUGUCCCCCCAGGAGCAGGGAAACGGCGCUUCAUCUUGCGGUCAGGCUGGUGGACAGAACGUCGCUCCACAUUGUCGACUUCCUCACUCAGAACAGUUUAAAUUUGGAUAAGCAAACGACCAAAGGGAGCACGGCGCUGCACUAUUGCUGUCUGACUGACAACAGUGAGUGCCUGAAGCUGCUGCUGAGGGGGAAGGCAUCCAUAGACAUUGCUAACGAGACCGGGGAAACGCCGCUGGACAUCGCCCGCAGGCUCAAACACCUCCAGUGUGAGGAGCUGUUGAAUCAGGCGCUGGCAGGGAAAUUCAACGCACACGUUCAUGUGGAGUAUGAAUGGUGCCUGCAGCAUGAAGACUUGGAUGAGAGUGAUGAGGAUCUGGAUGAAAAGCCCAGUCCUCACCGUAGGGACGAGCGUCCGGUCAGUUGUUACACACCCAGCACCAACUCCCACCUGCAGACCCGGGACAACGCCGGUCUGGCCAAGGACAAGCAGCGGUCCUACCUGCCUAAUCUGGUCAACAACGAGACCUACGGCACUGUCAUCAACAACAACCCGCCUCAACAACCCGGUCUGCCCGCAACCACCGCCGGACCACCGCUUCCCCCGAGAAACAUUGUCCAACCAACCGGCCUUGGUGGGACGCCUCAAUCCUCAUCUUCCAACAGCUGGAAGCCCGGUUCUUUAGACCUGGUUGGACGUCAGAGAUCGUCUUCAGACCCCCCCAACAUGCACCCUCCUGCUCCCCCUUUCCGGCUCACCUCGGCAGGAGGGAAGAGUGACGGAAUGAGCUCACAAAACAAGUCGGGUCAAGGACCUGCAGGAUCCAGCAGAGCCAAUCAGUCCAAGUCCCCUGCAGGCAAUGGCAAAGGCUUCACCCGAGGACCCCUAAAUCGGACGGAAUCGAUUGAGCGACCAACUAAGGCAGUGCCAGGAUGUCCCCAGAACUCUGUAGGCCAGUCUUUUCCUUCAGCACCCCACUCCAGAAAGGCCUACCCAAAGCACAGGCCAAAGCGAGUGAAAGCCAUCUACAACUGUGUGGCAGACAACCCCGACGAAUUGACCUUCUCUGAGGGCGAGGUCAUUGUGGUCGACGGUGAGGAGGACCAAGAGUGGUGGCUGGGCCACAUCGAGGGAGACCCGACAAGACGCGGAGCCUUCCCGGUCACCUUUGUACAGUACGCUGCAGACUGAACGCUCAGGUGGUCGCCCUUUAUCUCAAUCUGAGCAUCUCUUCCCCUUAAUGUGUGUGCUGUUUAUUAGGAUUGUUGUAAGAAAGAAAAGCACGAUCGUUUCCAACCACCUUUCAUAAUAAAUGCACUUUCCUCGCUGCUCCGUCACACACGAUGAAGAUUGUCCAGGACUCACUUUCCCCUCCUCUUCCUCCUCCUUUUUCUUUCAACCUGAACUGUGAAUGAGCAUGAGCUUACUCCGCUGAUUAAUAACAAGCACCAACACGACUCUUCUUCUCUGCUUUUUAAUUAGGGUUUAUAUGAUGUAUGUGUGCUAAAUAUGUCUUAUAGCCUCAUUAUGUGUGCCUCCCUUAAGAUGAAUGUGUACAAGUAUGCAGUUUGAUGCAAAACGACUCAUUGUCUGGGCAAAUGUUCAGUUGAAGUGCAUUUAUAGCCAGUGAAAAUGUAUCUUUUAGCUGACAAUGACACGGGGACUUUUAAUUACUCAUGUUUAAGUUGUAAGUAAAAUAAUUUAGAUACUUAAGAUCAGUGUUUCCCAAAUGAAACAUUUUUGUACUUCACUGGGAAAAAAAUCCUACAAUGGAAUGAUGCUGUAUAUGUGUAUAAAUACUACAGAAUAUGACAGGCAUUUAAAUACAUUGUAUGAUUGCUUGAUUAUAAAAUUGCUUUUAAGUAAUUUAACUAAACCCCCCCCAAAAACAAAAAUUAAAAAUACUUCUAAAUUUGGCCAAUAUUACAAAAAAUAUACAAUACUUUUUAAAAAAUUUAGAUUAACCAUUUGUUUUAUUUUCAAAAAUCACACAUGUUAAUCCAUCUGAUCAAAGAAAAUAGAACAACUCCAACUCAAUCCCAGAUGUGCAAUAUUUAUGAUAUAAUUGUACAGAGCAAGCGAGAAUACUGUAUUAAAAAAAAUAUAUAUAUAUAUAAUAUUAGCAAAAACAGCAUUGAUAACCAUAAUAUUAAGAAUAACAUCAUUAAUAGUAAUUAAAAGCAAUUAACUCAAUUACUUACAAUAUGUCUAUCUGUGUUAGCCCUGCGAUGAGGUGGCGACUUGUCCAGGGUGUACACCGCCUUCCGCCCGAUUGUAGCUGAGAUAGGCACCAGCGACCCCUAAGGGAAUAAGCGGUAGAAGAUGGAUGGAUGUAUAACUUGUAUCAUCACUUAUCAUUUCCAUCACAAAAUAUAUUUACUUUUUUUACCCUCUCCCCUCCCCCCAUAGGAUCAAGGACUAAAAAAAGAUAAUAUAUUUACUCAUUUGAAUGUGAGUGUGAAUGUUGUCCAUCCAUCUGUAUCGGCCCUGCGAUGAGGUGGCGACUUGUCCAGGGUGUACCCGGCCUUCCGCCCGAUUGUAGCUGAGAUAGGCGCCAGCGCCCACACGUGACCCCAAGAGGAAUAAGCGGUAGGAAAUGGAUGGAUUUUAUUUUUAUUUUUGGUCAUUUUCAGCUAUAAAAUACACAUUCAACAGCCAGAAAGGAACUUUGAAAAUUGCUGUCUUGUCCACCUUAAAAAAAAUGGUAGGAUGUUAGGUGCGUGUUUUGAAAUAAGCAUUUUAAUGUAACGUAGUUGGAUGUUGUGUUGCAGAGCAACUUAAUACAAAGUGAAUAUUUACUGUGGGCAUUGAACGUCACACCAUGAGAGUCUUUGUGAGAGUUGCAGCUGAUGCUUUAAUGGUGUUUUGUUAUGAACUCACUGGAAAUGGGAAGAUUGAGCAUUUACAUGUGUACAUAGAUGGAUAUAAGUAUGUGUGUGUUGAUAUUUAAAUGUAGACAAGAGAGCACUGUGGUGUAGCGGGAAACACUUUGUACAGAAUAUGUGUGAAAUAACAUCACUUGUCUUUAUUUGUUGUUGGAUCUCUUUAAGUGGGAAAUGAAACUGGAAUAAAAUGAUAUAAAACAUC